Molecule: messenger RNA, 1734 nt
Organism: Lodderomyces oxycetoniae
Lineage: Eukaryota; Fungi; Ascomycota; Pichiomycetes; Serinales; Debaryomycetaceae
Gene: RAX1
Product: Rax1p
Exons: 1
Coding region: 1-1734 (577 amino acids)
Biological process (GO): intracellular protein localization
Cellular component (GO): plasma membrane
Source: RefSeq, a predicted model, not a curated record
AUGGUUGACAUAAAAAACGAGCUGAAUUUCCCCAAUUCCCAUUAUUUAUCAAGCUUGAAUAACCCAAAUGGACCAAACCAAACCAUUCAUUUAAAUCGCUUGCCUACUUUGGGAGAAAUCUUGGCCAAUAAAUCUAAAACUCCGGUUGAUUUAUUUACAUUUUAUCAGUUUAUGAAGGAUGUCGAAGGGAAAGUGGAUUAUCUUGAUUUUUGGUUUGAUUUGAUCAACCAUUUGAACUUGUGUAAACAUUAUAUUAAGGGAUUGAGAGACUCUAUUGUAAGACAAUCCGGUACAUUCAAUGGUCAACAGCAGCAGCGACCACCAAACGUUGUUCAAGGGUCAAAUGCAACUCAAAGAUCAAACACCUCCUCACCUAAUCCACAGUUGCAACUCAAUCAGAAUCAGAAUCAAAACUAUAGUCCCAUAUCCCCUUCAUUCCCUUCAAAUUCCCCAUCACUCUCAGGUUUGAGGAAUUCUGAUUCAAAUUUGGACAGUCAACAAAAGCAUAAAUCAUUAAGUUCAUCCAUAUUAUUAGAUUUGAUUAUCAAUGAUAAUAUAUUGGAAGAGAAUGAUUCUCAUCGAUUGUCUGCAUUUUUACGAGGUGAUAUAAAUUUGGACAAUUUGGACCCUAAAUUGAAAGAGUUGAUUGUGCAAUAUAAUGAAGAAACAGGAGAGAAUACACAUUCACAAAUGCUGUUAAACAAGGGUAAUGUUUCAGCAAGAUCAUCACCUGGCUUCAUACCAAGUCCAGGAGUACCUGGUUUGUCAUCAUAUCAACCACCACAAUACCCACCAGGGAAAAGAGCAAGCUCCACAUUUAAUUUGUUCAACGAUGAAGAUGAAGACGAUGACGAAGACGACAACAAUACUGACAAUCACGAGCACUCGAGAGAUUCAUUAUAUGAAAACCAAUUAGAUAUAGGCCAAGCAAAUCGAGCUGUGCAUUUUACAAAGUAUGUAUCGUUACAUUCAGGUAACAAUACACCCCAAGAAAACGAUGCUGUAGCUAAUCUAUCAACUAGUAAUCUUGUGCUUUCUGUUCCACCACAGAAACGAGUAUCGUCAGCAAUAAACCCAUCAUUAUUAGAGAGAUUGAUCAAAGACUCACCUGCAGCUUCCAGCAACAACAAUUCAUUUAUAACGAGAGAAAACCUACGCGAAUCAUCACAUAAUCUUCUUCUUAAAUAUUUCGUUGAGGAUUCUGAAAAAAACUUAAACUUACCCCAACAGCUCAAUGCAUACAUCAUCAAAUCGAUAGAAGUUGAUGGACGUGAUGAUCCUGAUGUCUUUAACUAUGUCAAGAAUUUCAUAUAUAACAGGUUGGAAAAUGAUCAUUUACCCAAAUUCCUUGACUUUAUGGCAACUAGAAACAUUAAUCAUUCCAAUUUUUUACGUAUAGUUUUGGGAUUUUUCUUUAUAUUUGGUUCUUUUUGGAUGAGUUUUAUUUUUGUUUUUCUCAACUAUAGAAAAGGUCUUCGGCCAGUCAUUGUGGCUCCUUACUUCAUUGGAUUUUAUUUCAUUGUUUCUUCAAUAUAUCUUGUGGAUCCAUUCUUGGCAUGGACAGGUUUACUGGAAACGUUUAGUAAAAGUAAUGGUAGAUCGAUAUUGAAAAUCGAGGAAAAAUUUGUUCAUCAGUUUAUUGUCAAACGGAGUUUCUGGGUGAUGUUUUUGAUUUUAGUUUUUACGGCGGUAUUUACUGUUUUAUUUAGUCUUGUUCCUGGUCAUCGACUAUAA